Messenger RNA from Rubroshorea leprosula, 880 nucleotides. Lineage: Eukaryota; Viridiplantae; Streptophyta; Magnoliopsida; Malvales; Dipterocarpaceae. The record is from the annotation of a GenBank genome assembly.
AGCCCAUGUAUAAAUAGGUAUCUCGCGUUAUAUCAACCUAUGAGCCAUAAGCAAGAAACAUAAUUGAAUCCAACAUUGAUAUCAAUCAUGCCCAGAGAUAGAUCAGAUCCUCUUGUUGUUGGGAGAGUUGUAGGGGAUGUUUUGGAUCCCUUUACAAGGUCCAUCUCUCUCAGAGUGUCCUACAAUAACAGGGAGGUUACCAAUGGCUGUGAGUUCAGGCCUUCCCAACUUGUCAACCAGCCUAGGGUUGAUAUUGGUGGGGAUGAUAUGAGGACUUUCUACACCUUGGUUAUGGUUGAUCCUGAUGCUCCCAGCCCAAGUGAUCCGAACCUUCGAGAGUACUUGCAUUGGUUGGUAACUGAUAUUCCAGCAACCACUGGGGCAAGCUUUGGACAAGAAGUUGUGUGUUAUGAAAAUCCGGGACCAUCAAUCGGCAUUCAUCGUUUCGUGUUCGUACUGUUUCGCCAGCUGGGGAGGCAGACAGUUUAUGCACCCGGGUGGCGUCAGAACUUCAACACCAAGGACUUUGCUGAGCUUUACAAUCUGGGGUCGCCGGUGGCUGCUGUUUACUUCAAUUGCCAGAGGGAGACUGGGACCGGUGGACGGAGAGGAUAACUGCGGAGAAGGGAAUGGAAUUAUUAGUCUAUAUAUAUAGUUGGAAGUGAUUACUGUCAGUGGGAAGGAUAUAUAAUACUGAAGGAAGCUAGUAUAAAAUAAUUACGGUGUUCACUUGCAGCUUUAUCUAAGUAGUAAGCGAAGCAGUAUUGUAUGGGAUAUAUAUAUAUAUAUAUAUAUCUAAAUAUAUGUAAUAACAUCUUUAACAAAAUGAAUAAAACAUAGCUACAUAGGAUUGUAGCACUAUUAAAUAUCCAAUUGGCAG